This is a messenger RNA of Dentiscutata heterogama, 164 nucleotides long. The record is from the annotation of a GenBank genome assembly. Lineage: Eukaryota; Fungi; Glomeromycota; Glomeromycetes; Diversisporales; Gigasporaceae.
UUGUAGUGAAAAUACCAAAAAACAAAUUUUAACUCAAGACGAAAAAAAUCUUUUAAACGAUAUUUUAAAAGAAACAGUUAGCAAAUUUAAAAAAGAAUUUGAAAAAGAAAAAAGUGAAGAACUUAUCAAAGAAAUGGGACAUCUUUUAAAUGAAAUUAGAAAUA